Messenger RNA from Pyricularia grisea, 1771 nucleotides. RefSeq lists its product as uncharacterized. The transcript has 2 exons. The coding region runs from base 255 to 905 and encodes 216 amino acids. Lineage: Eukaryota; Fungi; Ascomycota; Sordariomycetes; Magnaporthales; Pyriculariaceae. The record is from RefSeq and is a predicted model, not a curated record.
GGAAGGGUCCGGGGAGCUUGGGCCAACAUGAAGACGCGUCGGGUUGGAUGGAUUGGAUGGAAAAAAUCCAAAGUCGAUGUUAAAGCCUUAAUUUGGAAAGCAGCUGGAAUACAUCAGAUACACCGCUCAUCAACCGAUCGUAGCCUUCAAUUGCCAGUGACUGCGAAUUGACGAAUUGAAGCACUCUGCUCCCACGUCUGCUAUUUCUCAAGAUCAAACUGCAUUCACAACCAUCCUCGCAUCCCUUGUCGACCAUGGCGACCGAACGAGCGACGAAAGAGGCAAUCUCGAAACCCGACAAUGACCUAUCCAGAACACCCGACAGGCCACGCAAAGAGUUUACACCCGAGGAGCUUGAGGAGUUGAGGAGAAAGUCGCGUCUAUCAAUGCCGGCGCCGAUUCGUAUACCCGUCGCUUCGUUUCUCUCGUUCGGAGUCGGCAUGUGUCUGGGCAUCGCACAAGGCAGUAAAAUGGCAGGACUUCGAUUCAGGGCAGAACACGCACACAAGCUUCCCACAACCACGCCGGGAUGGUUCCUAUAUCACAAAAGCAAGAACUACCAUGUCGCAUUUUCGAGCAUCAAGGAAGGGUUGAAAAUGGGAGGACGCAUCAGCGUUUGGACUACAGCCAUGUUCGCCAUUGAAAACAUGUUUGACGUGUGGAGGGGUUACCCGGAUGCCAUCAACACGGUCUUGGCUUCUGUGACAGUCGCUGGUGGAUUUAGCCUAUGGCAUCGAUUCCCGUUGGUGAUGGCAGCUCGAACAACAAAGAUGGCGCUGAUAGCGGGAGUUGCCUAUGGUGGUCUUCAAGAUGCGGUCGGAUUCCUACGAGGCCGACCGAUCAGCUAUGUUGAAUAUGUGCGAAAACGUCUUGGAAAUUCGGGGGUUUCUAAUUCGAUGACUUGACUGGUCGAUUGACGAGUCUUGUUAUUAAUUAACGACAUAAGUUGCAAUCUCGAGCGGGGAAGGUAGCUUAGCUCCGCGCGAUGCUGCAGUACGGAGCAAGGAGUUGAGCAUUGACUGACGGCCCGCAGGGUAGUUGGGAACGUUACUUCGGCAUCGGCGCUUGGCUGUCGGUGAUUGGCCGGGAAUCUAUGCACCAGUAGUCGAGAGCGGCUUUCCGGACUGAUUCGAGACCAUCUCAAAGAUCAAGUGACGCUUGUAUCUUCUACGGUACCGCUAAACCCCGUGAGAUCAUGGUUACGGAGGUGGCGCUGAGUCUCGUUUGCGAUUUCGGACCGCAUCACAUGGUCAAAGCUUGGCAGGCUCGCCUACAUACGGGACUUUAACCGUCUGCGCAUGGCAGACUGCAUGGAUGCGACAGGUCAACAAGUUAUGCAAUUCCAAGAUACAACCAACAUCUGCCAACCCGGGGUAAUCGGACCGGUCAUACAGUCAGAAUUCUAGGACGAUCCCACUGCAACAAUGGUUGCAAAAUCUGCACGGAGUCGAGGGAGACAAAGGAACCCAAUUUAGAUCGAGAAGGGAUUGGCGCCAGAACUUGUUCCAAAACUAGCAAAACUUCCAGGCCAACGUGCUAUGCAAGUGGGUUUCCACUGACUAGGUCGGCCAGUGGGCCCCGGCUACACACGGCAUUCAUCAAGUCAUUUUCAUAUCAGAUCCACGUGACGACCCAAUGCUACUACUCUUUGUCUGGAAAGAUCCGGCAACGUCCAUGCACAUGCAUGCGUCGUGGGGGGGUUGGUUUUGGGUUUCAUGGUCGAAUCUCGAGCCGCAGACCAAAAAAAAACCCCAAAACAAAGAAGGCCCAG